This is a messenger RNA of Sceloporus undulatus (fence lizard), 2005 nucleotides long. It is a transcript of the gene OPN3, whose product is annotated as opsin 3. The record is from RefSeq and is a predicted model, not a curated record. The transcript has 4 exons. Bases 3 to 1223 code for a protein of 406 amino acids. Gene Ontology annotation, biological process: G protein-coupled receptor signaling pathway; visual perception. Gene Ontology annotation, molecular function: G protein-coupled receptor activity. NCBI's taxonomy places the organism in Eukaryota, Metazoa, Chordata, Lepidosauria, Squamata, Phrynosomatidae. Gene Ontology annotation, cellular component: photoreceptor outer segment; membrane.
CCAUGUACUCAGGGAACGGGAGCAAGAGCGGUGGCGGCGGCCACAGCCUGGAGCCCUCGGCGGCGGGCGAGGAGGACUCGGCGGAGGAGGAGGCGCCGGGGUCUCCGGGGGGCGCCCCGCCCUUCAGCGCCGGCACCUACGAGGCGCUGGCGCUGGCCGUGGCCACCAUCGGGGUGCUGGGCGUCUGCAACAACCUGCUGGUGCUGGUGCUCUACGGCCGGUUCAAGCGGCUGCGGACGCCGACCCACCUGCUGCUGGCCAACAUCAGCCUCAGCGACCUCCUGGUCUCCCUCUUCGGCGUCGCCCUCACCUUCCUCUCCUGCCUCAAGCGGCGCUGGGCCUGGGACGCCGCCGGAUGCCUCUGGGACGGAUUCAGCAACAGCCUCUUCGGAAUUGUUUCUAUCAUGACCCUCACUGUCUUGUCCUAUGAACGUUACAUCCGAGUUGUACAUGCAAGAGUGAUUGAUUUCUCAUGGUCUUGGCGGGCUAUCACAUACAUCUGGCUCUAUUCCUUAGCCUGGACAGGAGCACCUCUCCUUGGCUGGAACCGUUACACACUAGAAAAACAUGGAUUAGGUUGUUCAGUGGACUGGAGGUCGAAAGAACCCAGUGAUGCCUCUUUUGUCCUUUUUUUCUUUCUUGGUUGUCUAGUGGCUCCAGUUGGAAUCAUGGCUUACUGCUAUGGACACAUUCUUUAUGCGAUACGAAUGCUUCGAUGUGUUGAAGAUUUGCAGACAGUCCAAGUGAUCAAAAUCCUAAGAUAUGAGAAGAAGGUGGCUAAAAUGUGUUUUUUAAUGAUAACAACAUUCCUUAUUUGUUGGAUGCCUUAUGCUGUGGUCUCUCUAUUAAUAGCCUAUGGUUAUAGUCACCUUAUAACUCCAACAGUAGCCAUUGUACCAUCUUUCUUUGCCAAAUCAAGCACUGCCUACAAUCCAGUUAUCUACAUUUUCAUGAGCAGAAAGUUUCGUCGAUGCCUUAUGCAACUUUUCUGUGUUCGCCUCCUGAGAUUCAAGAGGAGUUUGAAAGAACGACCAGUCAUGGGGAACAAGCCCAUAAGGCCUAUUGUCAUGUCCCAGAAACCAGGGGGCAGGCCAAAGAAGAAAGUGACUUUUAGCUCUUCCUCAAUCAUUUUCAUUAUCACCAGCGAUGACACACAGCAAAUAGACGACUAUACCAAAUAUACAGACACAAAAAUAAAUGUGAUCCAAGUUAAACCGCUAUAGCAGGCAGUAUUCGGCAGCUGUUAGGAUUUGAGUGGACUUCUGUUAACCCAGCUGUUUGGGUAAAGACUGUUUUUGUGGUACAUUUAGAAAGGCAGACAUCAUCUCUGAAGUGUGAAAUAUGGAAACAGUUCAUGCACUAAUCCUGUAGGCUUGCUUAUUAGGAGGUAAGUCCUGUUGAACUCAGUGGGACUUACUUCUGACUUCACACAUAUAGGAUUGCAGUGUCAGUGACUGAAGCUCUGUAAUAUGCUGACUGUUGUAACAGUAUUGAAAUUAAGACAUUUGGCUGAUUUAUUUUGUUCUUUGAGUAUUUAUUUUUCAAUAUCAUAUCUUGAUUGUUUAGCACUUGCUGCACUGUAGCCAUACCAAGGAAUAAAAGGAGCUUCUCCAGGAGGCAAUAGUUUUUUCAGCAGAGCCCCACUAAUUUUCUUUUCAGAAUGACUUUUGGUGUGAUACUUUAAUACAAAGCGAUAUCAUUUGCUCCUUCAGGCCUGCAUACCUGCUAUGUGAAACGCAUGCCUUGAAUUGACUGUAGGGGGUACACUGUGAUGACUUUUGUAGCCCAAGCUGGUGACUCAUGUAUAAACAGGAAAUUGGUUCUUGUACAAAAUUGCAUUUUGGUGUGUGGCAUGUUUUCUUCCUUAAAAGCAAGAUGAUUUAUCUUCGUGAGAAAUGAAAGGGGAGGUAUGUGGAGUAUUUGACCAUCUUUAUUAUGAUUGUGCCUAAGAAGUGGCCAUGCUGAAUGACGUCAAACUGUUAAAGGUAACUUUUAAAGACAACAG